Messenger RNA from Lynx canadensis (Canada lynx), 705 nucleotides. It is a transcript of the gene FAM133A, whose product is annotated as family with sequence similarity 133 member A. NCBI's taxonomy places the organism in Eukaryota, Metazoa, Chordata, Mammalia, Carnivora, Felidae. The record is from RefSeq and is a predicted model, not a curated record.
AUGGGGAAGUGGGAUAAUUGAGUGGACUUUAUGAAUCCUAUAUCAAUGGCCAGAUGGAGGGGCCCAACUCAAUCUGUAGGCCCAACAAUACAAGAUUAUCUGAAUCGACCAAGGCCCACCUGGGAAGAAGUGAAGAAACAAUUAGAAAAUAAAAAGAAAGGCUCCAAGGCAUUAGCUUAAUUUGAAGAAAAAAUGAAUGAAAAUUGGAAAAAAAAUUUAGAAAAAAGCAGAGAGAAAUUAAUAAGUGAAAAUGAAAGUUCAUCCAAACAAAAAAGAAAGAAAGAAAAAGAACAAGAAGAAAUCUUAUCUUCUUCAUCAAGCUCUGAUUCUUCAAGCAGUUCAGAUUCUGAGAAUGAGGAAAAGAAACAAUGAAAAAAGGAAAAGAACUGUUCAUACAGGUCAUCAGAAAGCUCUACAUAUGAAUCUGAACCAGAAAGCAAGGAAUCUGUAAAAAAAAAGUCAAAGGAUGAAACAGAGAAAGAAAAGUAUAUUAGAAGAGUCAGCAAAAAAAGAAAGAAGACUUAUCCUGAAGAUAAACCUUUCUCAUUAGAAUCCUUAUCAGAAUCAGAUUAUGAAGUGGAAGUUCAAGCAAAAAAGAAGAGACAUGAAGAGUGAGAAAAAGCAACAGAAAAAGCAAAGAAGAAGAAACAUCACAAGAAACAGAAGAAGAAAAAGAAGUCAGGUUCAAGUCACAAGUCAAGAUAA